Messenger RNA from Psilocybe cubensis, 846 nucleotides. RefSeq lists its product as uncharacterized. Gene Ontology annotation, molecular function: 4 iron, 4 sulfur cluster binding; ATP-dependent FeS chaperone activity; ATP binding. Bases 1 to 846 code for a protein of 281 amino acids. Gene Ontology annotation, cellular component: cytosol. The record is from RefSeq and is a predicted model, not a curated record. The transcript is spliced from 2 exons. Gene Ontology annotation, biological process: iron-sulfur cluster assembly. NCBI's taxonomy places the organism in Eukaryota, Fungi, Basidiomycota, Agaricomycetes, Agaricales, Agrocybaceae.
AUGGCACUACAAGAGACAGCGGUGACGCGGCGCCUGCAAAAUGUCAAACAUAUCAUACUAGUCCUAGCUGGUAAAGGGGGGGUCGGAAAGUCAUCGGUGUCGACACAGCUAGCGCUCAACUUGGCGGCAUCCUCACCGAAUGUCAAAGUGGGUAUUCUGGAUGUCGAUCUUACAGGACCGUCGAUCCCGCGUAUGUUUGGAAUCGACGAUCAGGGUGUUCACCAAAGCAGCGACGGCUGGGUGCCGGUAUAUGCGGACGGGCCGAGUGCUCGAGUGGCUUGCAUGAGCGUAGGCUUCCUGCUGAAGAACAAGGGCGACUCUGUAGUAUGGAGGGGACCCAAAAAGAACGGAAUGAUACGACAAUUCCUCAGCGAUGUGAGAUGGGGCGAGCUUGAUUACCUUGUUAUCGAUACACCCCCUGGGACAUCGGACGAACAUCUUUCUCUAAUGGAACACAUGGCGGGGGUACAUUCUCGACUGUCAGCUGUCAUUGUAACGACACCGCAAGCCGUGGCCCUCAUGGACGCGAUGAAGUGCCUCUCGUUCACGCGUGCCGUAAAUCUGCCUGUCCUUGGGCUUAUCGAGAACAUGAGUGGAUAUGCGUGCCCAUGUUGCGGGGAAGUCAGCAACGUUUUCUCAACAGGAGGCGGGUCAGAAAUGGCGCGGAAAGAAGGACUGCGAUUCCUUGGAACGCUGCCUGUGGACACGGAACUUGUGUCUGUGCUAGACGGGGGCGUUGGUGAGGACGGUGGGGGUGUAUUCCGGCUGCUUGAACGAUAUGAAAAGACAGCGACGGGGAAACUGUUCAAAGAUAUUGUGAAGGGUGUGGUAGAAUCGCUGGGCUAA